UUCAACUUGCGAGAAACAGAGAUCGGCUGGCUGGGCUCUGCUUUAUCAAGGAGUCGGCGAGGCAGUUAAGCAGCCUUAUAAACUGUAAACUGAAGAAAUCGAGAGAAGAUGUCCUCUUACAUGUAUUCCGACUCCCACCGCGUCAGCCCCUUGGUCCACGGGAACACGUUCGACACGGCACAUCGCAAAAAAGCCGUGGCCAACAUCUUCGAAAACGUCAACCAGGACGCACUGAUGAAACUGUUUCAGAAGACGGGAGACAUGAAGGCAGAGGAGAGAGUGAGAAGCAUCUUCUCUUUCUCUAAUGAUCCCGAGGAAACGUCCAAGGCGCUCAUGGCCCUGAAGCAGCGCAAGAAGGACAAGUUCUUGCAGAUUGCUGGCAUGGUGAGACAGCUUCUGAAACUGCAUUGACUCUCUUACCCGGCUCUGCCUGAGCUGAGUAAAAGUUGUGCGGCCAAAUGCGAGUGAGUCGAAAUCGGCCGCUGGGGAUGCGGGAUCGACGAAGGACACUGCAAGAAAAUGCUUGGAGAAAAGUCUGAACAGUGGCAGACGAGUGCAACGAGCUGUUACACCGCGCUGUUGGGACAGUGCCGUUGAGCAAGAGGACUCGACGGUUCUGUGCGGUUCCAGAACACUCAGAGGAGGACAACGGACCGGAAGAACGCUGAUCUUUGAACAUGGGACAGUUCUCCAAAACACACUUCACGAGGAGACAUGCACGUGCAAGCACACCUCGCGGUUUCCCCUUGACUAUAUGCAUUUGUUUGAAUGCGUGAAUUUCGAAUCGCACCUCGUAGGUGCAGCAAGCUUUGCCGGUGCACAAGAAAUAUGUCGAGACUGGUGCCGAAGAAAUAGCCUGAAAAAUGCCUCGGUUCUUUGAAUACAUUUGAUGCCUUGUCUCUGUACCAGUUUAAAAUUGUGAUACCUGCUUUAACACUAAUUAGUGGCCACUAAUUUAUUUGUCAAAAAUGUUAUGA
Megalops cyprinoides (Indo-Pacific tarpon) is the source of this 977-nucleotide messenger RNA. It is a transcript of the gene tcima, whose product is annotated as transcriptional and immune response regulator a. Bases 109 to 411 code for a protein of 100 amino acids. Gene Ontology annotation, molecular function: Notch binding. The transcript has a single exon. Gene Ontology annotation, biological process: endothelial cell activation involved in immune response; negative regulation of Notch signaling pathway. The record is from RefSeq and is a predicted model, not a curated record. Gene Ontology annotation, cellular component: cytosol; nucleus. NCBI's taxonomy places the organism in Eukaryota, Metazoa, Chordata, Actinopteri, Elopiformes, Megalopidae.